This is a messenger RNA of Corticium candelabrum, 2246 nucleotides long. Its product is annotated as DBH-like monooxygenase protein 1 homolog. The record is from RefSeq and is a predicted model, not a curated record. Gene Ontology annotation, molecular function: copper ion binding; dopamine beta-monooxygenase activity. The transcript is spliced from 14 exons. Gene Ontology annotation, biological process: octopamine biosynthetic process; dopamine catabolic process; norepinephrine biosynthetic process. The coding region runs from base 1 to 1956 and encodes 651 amino acids. Gene Ontology annotation, cellular component: secretory granule membrane. NCBI's taxonomy places the organism in Eukaryota, Metazoa, Porifera, Homoscleromorpha, Homosclerophorida, Plakinidae.
AUGAUGUGGCGCGUUUUGAUUUCCGUAGUCACGACUCUCAGGAUCGUCCUCUGCGAUCGUGAGUUUUGCCCUAGGAGCUACAGCCGUGGCCAAUAUCUUGACCCAUCGACGCAAAAGUAUCAUCUCUGCUGGAAAGUGGAUUGGUCUGACAGGUUCAUCACGUUCUCAGCUAACGUCUCAACGACAGGAUGGAUAGGACUCGGUUUCUCUCCAACAGGCUUCAUGACCGACUCCGACAUGAUAAUUGGAUGGGUGAAAGACGGCAGAGGAUACUUACAAGAUCGUUUUGCAACUGGCAGGGUAGAGCCACUGCUCGACGAAAAUCAAAAUGUAAAGCUGUUGUCGUUCAGUGAGGCCGAUGGAAGGACAACGCUCGAAUUCAGGAGAGCACUCGACGCCUGCGAUUCGAGAGACAGGAGCAUUGAGAAAGGAACCACUCGAGUCGUCUUUUCUUACAACCCUAACGAUCCCGUCUCAGAGACUACACUAGACAAACACACAUUUGCUGGAAGGGUCAGCAUCAAUCUCUUAAGCGCAACCGGAAACGUCGAAGCCGCACCUCUAGAGGCCAACUACAAGACAGUUGACGUUUUAAAUCGAAAUGUGUCUGUCCCUGCCAAGUUCACAACCUACUGGUGUACUCCAUUCAAGCUGCCACAACUGCAUGAUGAAGUUCAUAUGAUAAGAUUUGAGCCAGUGGUGCAGGCCAAUCACAGCGAAUUGGUGCAUCACAUCGUCAUCUACAGUUGCCACGAGGGACUCACUUCACACCUCAAUACGUCGUGGGAAUGCAACGAUCCGCUCGAGUCCGUACCCGAUUCUAUUCGAAGAUGUCGCGGAGCGUCUCAGAUCGCAGCGUGGGCCGUCGGAGGCGCCGGUAUGUCGUUUCCCUUGCAAGUUGGACUUCCUAUGAGUGGUCCAAGUGGAACCCAAUAUCUUCUCAUGGAAACUCAUUACAACAACGAGCACAGCAGAUCAGACUAUGUGGACAGCUCGGGUAUAAGGAUAUUUUACACGCCCACCAAACGUCGAUUCGAUGCGGCGAUCCUAGAGUUUGGUCACGUGGUAAACAAGUACGGCUUCCAGAUGCUCUUGCCGCCUCGUCGAGAUGACGUCAUAACGGAAAAUAUUUGUCCAGCAGCAUGCACGGAAGCGGGCUUGCCCUCAGAUGGAGUGAACGUAUUUGGGGUCAUGCUGCACUCGCAUACUGCGGGGAAGGGAAUUUGGGUAGAGCACAGUCGCAAUGGUGUCCGACUUCCUAACAUCGACAGCAACUACAAUUACGAUUUUAACUUUCAGGACAUAGUUUUGCUGCAGAAUGAAGUCAAGGUCUUGCCUGGAGAUGACGUCCAGGUGUUUUGCGAUUACGACACAACGAAGAGAGAUCACGUGACCGUCGGCGGAGAGGGUACGCAAGAGGAAAUGUGUGUUGCCUUCUUUCUAGUAUAUCCGAAGCCUCAGCUUGCCAUCUGCCUAAGCCAAAUUUCUACUAAACACUUACAGAGCUACCUUACACAAGCAUUCUUACGAAAUUAUUAUUACAUAGAUUACGCAAAUAUGUCAACCGACCCAGAAAUACUACAAAAGCAAGUCCUUCAGAGUGUAACUAACAUGAAAUUUAGUAGGGAAGACGAGUACACUCUAUGGGAGCAACAGUACUGGUCUAUGAAAGAAAGAGAAUACUUGUGUUUUGAUUAUCGUCUGGACAACUUACUGGGCGCCGAGUAUUUCAACUACACUGUAUUGCCAACGAUCAGGGAGUCGCCGACGGUUGAUCCGACGUGCUCGGGUGUCACUAAUACGUCUGAGUCGUCGACUAGCACAUCAAAACAAGUUGUGUCUACGACCAGCCUAGCUGAUCAGUCUCCAUCUCCAUCUGCAGUUAGUUCGGCUAAUCAGUUGAUGACCAACUUGUUUUGGGUGGUUUUAGUAGCAACAGUGAUCGGCUGCGAAUGAAAGCGACAUGCUUCGAUCUAGACCAACGAAUUGAUGUCAACACGUUUGUUUCUGUUUGUUUGAGGAGUUUUACGGAAGGAUGUGAUCUGCUAGACCGUCUGUAAAAUGAUAGAUAGCUAGAAGUCAAUAAUAGAUUUGCUAGUUGAAUGCAAACUACUGCACAGUUUUACAAAUUUUGACUUGUGCCAAAUUUGACUUGAUUGGUAUGUCAUAUUUCAUGUCACAGAGAGAUAUCGAUACGACCUGUUCAGAGAGAUUUCUGAAUGGAGUCGCUUACAGUCUAGGCAUGA